AUGGCUGUUAUAAAAAAUGUGACUGAAAUAAUUUUCCUGGGAUUUUCCCAGAAUCGGAAUGAGCAGAGGGUCGUUUCUGUGAUGUUUCUCCUCAUGUGCACAGCCGUUGUGCCGGGCAAUGGCCUCAUUGUGGUGAACAUCCUGGCCAGCAAAGGGGUCACCUCCCCCGUGUAUUUCUUGCUCAGCUACGUAUCCUUUGUGGAGAUCUGUUAUUGUUCUGUCGCGGCCCCCAAGCUUAUCUUUGACUCUUUUAUCAAGAGGAAAGUAAUUUCUCUCAACGGCUGCAUCACCCAGAUAUUUUUCCUCCAUUUCUUUGGUGGCGCUGAGAUCUUUCUCCUGAUGGUGAUGGCCUACGACCGCUAUAUGGCCAUCUGCAAGCCCUUGCACUACACUGCCAUCAUGAACCAGCAAAUGCGUAGCCUCCUGGUGGGGGUAGCAUGGGGUGGGAGCCUGCUGCAUUCUGUUGGGUAAACCUUCCUCAUUUGCCAGCUCCCCUUCUGUGGCCCCAACAUCAUCGACCACUGCUUCUGUGAUGUCCACCCAGUGCUGGAGCUGGCCUGCGCAGACUCCUUCCUCAUUAGCUUACUGAAAGUAACUUUCCUCUUUCCGCCGGAUGAUGGCGGCUCCAUCUCUGUGGGCAGCUUCUCGGUGCGGAUAGCUUCCUACCUGAUCAUCCUGCACUCCCUGAGGAGCCACAACUCCGAGGCGCGGCGCAGGGAACUCUCCACCUGUGCCUCUCAUGUCACAGUUGUGGGCCUGUUCUUCAUGCCUUGCUCCUUUGUCUGCAUGAGGCCCUGUGUCACCCUCCCUGCAGAUAAGAUAGUCGCCGUAUUUUACACGGUGGUCACACCUCUCUUAAACCCCGUCAUUUACUCCUUUAGGAAUGCUGAAGUGAAAAACGCCAUGAGGAGACUCGUUGGGAGAAAAGUAAUUUGGGAAGAGAAGUAG
Mandrillus leucophaeus (drill) is the source of this 948-nucleotide messenger RNA. RefSeq names its product olfactory receptor 4X1. The record is from RefSeq and is a predicted model, not a curated record. Gene Ontology annotation, molecular function: olfactory receptor activity; G protein-coupled receptor activity. Gene Ontology annotation, biological process: G protein-coupled receptor signaling pathway. Gene Ontology annotation, cellular component: membrane. NCBI's taxonomy places the organism in Eukaryota, Metazoa, Chordata, Mammalia, Primates, Cercopithecidae.